AUGGAUACCCUCUUAAGCUCAACCUCCCUCUCCACCCUCAGUGUCUCCGGCCUCCGUCACCACCCCAAAGCUCACCACCUCAAAACCCAUUUUCCUCCACGCUUACCGAUUUCUCCCACCGCCAACCCCCAAAAAACUCCAAACAAAGCAGCAGCAGCCGCCGCCACUUUCUCCCCCCACAGAAACAACCACCCACCGUUAACAACCUUCAAUCCUUCGCCUCAAUCUGCAAACCCACCUCCCGAACCGCAAUCCUGCCGGAAUCCGACCACCGGCUACGCGGCCGCCCUACUGGACGUCGCGAAAACCCACGCAGCCCUCGCAUCGGUGAACCGGGACGUGAGGAGGCUGUACAAAUGGUUUGGGAGACCGGAAAUUACGAACGUAGUCUCGAGCCCUAAUCUGGGGAAGGGGGAGAUACUGAGAGAGAUGGUGACAAGGGGAAAUUUUCACAAGUAUCUGGUAAAAUUGGUUAAUUUGUUGGUCGGAAAACGUGGUUUCGAGGUGGGUAUGUUGGGCGAGGUUCUGAUGGAAUUCACAAGGAUUUAUGGGGAGCUGCUGAUGGGCGGCCCUUCUGGUGCUGCUGAUGGGCCGGUGGUUUUGGUCUCGCCGGGGGUGAGAAUGGGAAGAGACCAAAUUUAUGGGGUCUCUGAGAGAAUACGACAGAUUAGUGGGGCCGUGAAGGCAAUUACCGUGAGACAGCUCGCGGGUGACCACAGAUUGCCUGCAUUUGCUGUUUGA
This is a messenger RNA of Striga hermonthica, 741 nucleotides long. NCBI's taxonomy places the organism in Eukaryota, Viridiplantae, Streptophyta, Magnoliopsida, Lamiales, Orobanchaceae. The record is from the annotation of a GenBank genome assembly.